UGCCUGGGGACUCGAAGAGGAUUUCGGAAAAACGAUGAAAUGAAAGCUAUGGAUGUUUUGCCAAUUUUGAAGGAAAAAGUUGCGUACCUUUCAGGUGGUAGAGAUAAACGUGGAGGUCCCAUUUUAACCUUUCCAGCCCGCAGCAACCACGACAGAAUACGACAGGAAGAUCUCCGGAGACUCAUCUCCUACCUAGCCUGUAUUCCCAGCGAGGAGGUCUGCAAGCGAGGCUUCACGGUGAUCGUGGACAUGCGCGGCUCCAAGUGGGACUCCAUCAAGCCCCUCCUGAAGAUCCUGCAGGAGUCCUUCCCCUGCUGCAUCCACGUCGCCCUGAUCAUCAAGCCGGACAACUUCUGGCAGAAACAGAGGACGAACUUCGGCAGUUCUAAGUUUGAAUUUGAGACAAAUAUGGUCUCUUUAGAAGGCCUUACCAAAGUAGUUGAUCCUUCUCAACUAACUCCUGAGUUUGAUGGCUGCCUGGAGUAUAACCAUGAAGAGUGGAUUGAAAUCAGAGUUGCCUUCGAAGACUACAUCAGCAAUGCAACCCACAUGCUGUCCCGGCUGGAGGAGCUCCAGGACAUCCUGGCCAAGAAGGAGUUGCCUCAGGAUUUAGAGGGGGCUCGGAAUAUGAUCGAGGAGCAUUCCCAGCUGAAGAAGAAGGUGAUUAAGGCCCCCAUUGAGGACUUGGAUUUGGAGGGACAGAAGCUGCUCCAGAGGAUUCAGAGCAGCGAUAGCUUUCCCAAGAAGAACUCAGGCUCGGGCAACGCGGACCUGCAGAACCUCCUGCCCAAGGUGUCCACCAUGCUGGACCGGCUGCACUCGACGCGGCAGCACCUGCACCAGAUGUGGCACGUGAGGAAGCUGAAGCUGGACCAGUGCUUCCAGCUGAGGCUGUUCGAACAGGAUGCCGAGAAGAUGUUUGACUGGAUCACACACAACAAAGGCCUAUUUCUAAACAGCUACACGGAGAUCGGGACCAGCCACCCUCAUGCAAUGGAGCUUCAGACGCAGCACAAUCACUUCGCGAUGAACUGUAUGAACGUGUAUGUCAAUAUAAACCGCAUCAUGUCGGUGGCCAAUCGCCUGGUGGAGUCCGGCCACUAUGCCUCCCAGCAGAUCAAGCAGAUCGCCAACCAGCUGGAACAGGAGUGGAAGGCGUUCGCGGCCGCCCUGGAUGAGCGGAGCACCUUGUUGGACAUGUCCUCCAUCUUCCACCAGAAGGCCGAAAAGUACAUGAGCAACGUGGACUCGUGGUGUAAAGCUUGUGGCGAGGUGGACCUUCCCUCGGAGCUGCAGGACCUGGAAGACGCCAUCCACCACCACCAGGGAAUCUACGAGCACAUCACCCUCGCGUACUCGGAGGUGAGCCAGGACGGGAAGUCCCUCCUUGACAAGCUGCAGCGGCCCUUGACACCAGGCAGCUCUGACUCCCUGACGGCCUCCGCCAACUACUCCAAGGCUGUGCACCACGUCUUGGAUGUCAUCCACGAGGUGCUGCACCACCAGCGGCAGCUGGAGAACAUCUGGCAGCACCGCAAGGUCCGGCUCCACCAGCGGCUGCAGCUGUGUGUAUUCCAGCAGGACGUGCAGCAGGUGCUGGACUGGAUCGAGAACCAUGGAGAAGCAUUUCUGAGCAAACAUACAGGUGUGGGGAAAUCUCUUCAUCGGGCCAGAGCUCUGCAGAAACGUCAUGAAGAUUUUGAAGAAGUAGCCCAGAACACGUACACCAACGCAGAUAAGUUACUAGAAGCGGCGGAACAGCUGGCUCAGACUGGGGAGUGUGACCCCGAAGAGAUUUACCAGGCUGCCCAUCAGCUUGAAGACCGGAUACAAGAUUUCGUGCGGCGUGUGGAGCAACGGAAGAUCCUCCUGGACAUGUCUGUGUCCUUCCACACCCACGUAAAAGAGCUGUGGACAUGGCUGGAGGAGCUGCAGAAGGAGCUGCUGGACGACGUGUACGCCGAGUCGGUGGAGGCCGUACAGGACCUCAUCAAGCGCUUCGGCCAGCCGCAGCAGACGGACUCGGCCAUCUCCAGUAACAAGGCCCCCCACAACAGCUCCAUCACGCACAUCGAGACGGUGCUGCAGCAGCUGGACGAGGCGCAGUCGCAGAUGGAGGAGCUGUUCCAGGAGCGCAAGGUCAAGCUGGAGCUCUUCCUGCAACUGCGCAUCUUCGAGCGGGACGCCAUUGACAUCAUCUCAGACCUCGAGUCCUGGAAUGACGAGCUUUCUCAGCAAAUGAACGACUUCGACACGGAAGACCUCACGAUCGCGGAGCAGCGACUCCAGCACCACGCCGACAAAGCCCUGACCAUGAAUAACUUGACGUUCGAUGUCAUCCACCAAGGGCAGGACCUCUUGCAGUAUGUCAACGACGUCCAGGCCUCUGGCGUGGAGCUGCUUUGCGAUCGAGAUGUAGACAUGGCAACCCGGGUCCAGGACCUGUUGGAGUUCCUUCAUGAAAAGCAGCAGGAACUGGACUUAGCCGCAGAACAGCACCGGAAGCACCUGGAGCAGUGCGUGCAGCUGCGCCACCUUCAGGCGGAAGUGAAGCAGGUGCUGGGCUGGAUCCGUAAUGGAGAGUCCAUGUUAAACGCCGGGCUGAUCACAGCCAGCUCCUUACAGGAGGCCGAGCAACUGCAGCGCGAGCAUGAGCAGUUCCAACACGCCAUCGAGAAAACCCACCAGAGCGCGCUGCAGGUGCAGCAGAAGGCGGAGGCCAUGCUGCAGGCCAACCACUACGACAUGGACAUGAUCCGCGACUGUGCCGAGAAGGUGGCCUCGCACUGGCAGCAGCUCAUGCUCAAGAUGGAAGACCGGCUCAAGCUCGUCAACGCCUCCGUCGCCUUCUACAAAACAUCCGAGCAGGUCUGCAGUGUCCUCGAGAGCCUGGAACAGGAGUACAAGAGGGAAGAGGACUGGUGCGGGGGGGCCGAUAAGCUGGGACCCAAUUCUGAGACAGAUCACGUCACCCCGAUGAUCAGCAAGCACCUGGAGCAGAAAGAAGCAUUCCUAAAGGCUUGCACACUUGCCAGGAGGAAUGCUGAUGUCUUCCUGAAAUACCUGCACAGGAACAGCGUGAACAUGCCGGGGAUGGUGACGCACAUCAAAGCUCCUGAGCAGCAAGUGAAAAAUAUCCUGAAUGAGCUCUUCCAGCGAGAAAACAGGGUGCUGCACUACUGGACCAUGCGGAAGCGGCGGCUGGACCAGUGCCAGCAGUACGUGGUCUUCGAGAGAAGUGCCAAGCAGGCCUUAGAGUGGAUCCAUGACAACGGGGAGUUCUACCUUUCCACACACACCUCAACGGGCUCCAGCAUCCAGCACACCCAGGAGCUGCUGAAAGAGCACGAGGAGUUUCAGAUAACUGCCAAGCAAACCAAAGAGAGAGUGAAGCUAUUGAUACAGCUGGCCGAUGGCUUUUGUGAAAAAGGGCAUGCCCAUGCAGCCGAGAUAAAAAAAUGUGUUACUGCAGUGGACAAGAGGUACAGAGAUUUCUCUCUGCGGAUGGAGAAGUACAGGACCUCUUUGGAGAAAGCUUUGGGGAUAUCUUCAGAUUCCAAUAAAUCGAGCAAAAGCCUUCAGCUCGAUAUCAUUCCUGCCAGCAUUCCUGGGUCAGAGGUGAAACUCCGGGAUGCCGCUCACGAACUUAACGAAGAGAAGCGGAAGUCUGCCCGCAGGAAAGAGUUCAUCAUGGCUGAGCUGAUUCAGACGGAAAAGGCUUACGUGCGAGACCUCCGGGAGUGUAUGGAUACCUACCUGUGGGAGAUGACCAGCGGUGUGGAGGAGAUCCCCCCGGGCAUCGUGAACAAAGAGCUCAUCAUCUUCGGCAACAUGCAGGAGAUCUACGAGUUCCACAACAACAUAUUCCUGAAGGAGCUGGAAAAAUACGAACAGUUGCCGGAGGAUGUCGGACAUUGCUUCGUCACUUGGGCAGACAAGUUCCAGAUGUAUGUCACAUAUUGCAAAAAUAAGCCUGAUUCUACUCAGCUGAUACUAGAACAUGCAGGGUCCUACUUUGAUGAGAUACAGCAGCGACACGGAUUGGCCAAUUCCAUCUCUUCCUACCUGAUUAAACCGGUUCAGCGAAUAACGAAGUAUCAGCUCCUUCUAAAAGAACUGCUCACGUGCUGCGAGGAAGGGAAGGGCGAGAUUAAAGACGGCCUGGAGGUGAUGCUCAGCGUGCCCAAGCGAGCCAACGACGCCAUGCACCUCAGCAUGCUGGAAGGGUUCGAUGAAAACAUUGAGUCUCAGGGAGAACUCAUCCUGCAGGAAUCCUUCCAAGUGUGGGACCCAAAAACCUUAAUCCGAAAGGGUCGAGAACGGCAUCUCUUCCUUUUUGAAAUGUCCUUAGUGUUUAGUAAAGAAGUGAAAGAUUCCAGUGGGAGAAGCAAGUACCUUUACAAAAGCAAAUUAUUUACCUCAGAACUGGGUGUCACAGAGCACGUGGAAGGAGAUCCUUGCAAAUUUGCACUGUGGGUAGGGAGGACGCCAACUUCAGACAACAAGAUUGUCCUUAAGGCUUCCAGCAUAGAGAACAAGCAGGACUGGAUAAAGCACAUCCGCGAGGUGAUCCAGGAGAGGACGAUCCACCUGAAGGGGGCCCUGAAGGAGCCCAUCCACAUCCCCAAGACAGCCCCGGCCACCAGGCAGAAGGGCAGGAGGGACGGAGAGGACCUGGACAGCCAGGGUGAUGGCAGCAGUCAGCCCGACACCAUCUCUAUCGCCUCCCGGACGUCUCAGAACACGCUGGACAGCGACAAGCUCUCCGGUGGCUGCGAGCUGACGGUGGUGAUCCACGACUUCACAGCGUGCAACAGCAACGAGCUGACCAUCCGGCGUGGCCAGACCGUGGAGGUCUUAGAGCGGCCUCACGACAAGCCUGACUGGUGUCUGGUGCGGACCACCGACCGGUCCCCCGCGGCAGAAGGCCUGGUGCCCUGCGGCUCUCUCUGCAUCGCUCACUCCAGAAGUAGCAUGGAAAUGGAGGGCAUCUUCAAUCACAAAGGGAGACAUAAGGAGAGAGGUGGGCCUCACGACAAGCCUGACUGGUGUCUGGUGCGGACCACCGACCGGUCCCCCGCGGCAGAAGGCCUGGUGCCCUGCGGCUCUCUCUGCAUCGCUCACUCCAGAAGUAGCAUGGAAAUGGAGGGCAUCUUCAAUCACAAAGCCUCUAGCCUCAAACCGGCUCCACUCGGCAUGCCCAACGGAAUUAAGCCAGUCGGCACGCUGGACCCUCUGUCGUCUGUCGGCCCAGCCUACUGCAGCGGCGGGCAGCCGGGCCCCUGCAAGUACUGGAUCCUCGACCUAGACUCGCUGUCCGUCUCCAGCAACGAUGCCAGCCCGCCCGCCUCGGUGGCCUCCCUGCAGCCCCACAUGAUCGGGGCCCAGAGCUCACCAGGCCCCAAGCGGCCGGGCAACACCCUACGCAAGUGGCUCACCAGCCCUGUGCGGCGGCUCAGCAGCGGCAAGGCCGACGGGCAUGUGAAGAAGCUGGCCCACAAGCACAAGAAGAGCCGGGAGGUCCGCAAGAGCGCUGAUGCCGGCUCACAGAAGGACUCAGACGACAGCGCGGCCACCCCGCAGGACGAGACCGUCGAGGAGAGAGGCCGGAACGAGGGCCUCAGCAGCGGCACGCUGUCCAAGUCCUCGUCCUCGGGGAUGCAGAGCUGCGGAGAGGAAGAAGGAGAGGAGGGGGCUGACGCCGUGCCCCUGCCCCCGCCCAUGGCCAUCCAGCAGCACAGCCUCCUCCAGCCGGACUCGCAGGAUGACAAGGCCUCCUCUCGGUUGUUAGUCCGCCCCACCAGCUCCGAGACGCCGAGUGCAGCUGAGCUCGUCAGCGCCAUCGAGGAACUGGUGAAGAGCAAGAUGGCACUGGAGGAUCGUCCGAGCUCACUUCUGGUUGACCAGGGAGACAGUAGCAGCCCCUCCUUCAACCCUUCAGACAAUUCCCUUCUCUCUUCGUCCUCGCCCAUUGAUGAGAUGGAAGAAAGGAAAUCCAGCUCCCUGAAGAGACGGCACUACGUUUUGCAAGAAUUAGUGGAGACAGAACGGGAUUAUGUCCGGGACCUUGGCUAUGUGGUUGAGGUCUACAUGGCACUGAUGAAGGAAGAUGGUGUUCCUGACGACAUGAAAGGAAAAGACAAGAUCGUGUUUGGCAACAUCCAUCAGAUUUACGACUGGCACAGAGAUUUUUUUUUAGGAGAGCUAGAGAAGUGCCUUGAAGAUCCGGAAAAACUAGGAUCCCUUUUUGUUAAACACGAGAGAAGGCUGCACAUGUACAUAGUUUAUUGUCAAAAUAAACCAAAGUCUGAGCACAUUGUCUCGGAGUACAUUGAUACCUUUUUUGAGGACUUAAAGCAGCGCCUCGGCCACAGGCUGCAGCUCACAGACUUGUUGAUUAAACCAGUGCAGAGGAUUAUGAAGUACCAGCUCUUGCUGAAGGAUUUUCUCAAAUACUCCAAGAAAGCUAGCCUGGAUACAUCAGAAUUAGAGAGAGCCGUGGAGGUCAUGUGCAUCGUCCCCAAGCGCUGCAAUGACAUGAUGAACGUCGGGCGACUGCAAGGAUUCGACGGAAAAAUUGUCGCCCAGGGGAAACUGCUCUUGCAGGACACAUUCUUGGUCACCGAGCAGGAUGGGGGACUUCUGCCUCGCUGCAAAGAGAGACGGGUUUUCCUCUUUGAGCAGAUCGUCAUAUUCAGCGAACCACUUGAUAAAAAAAAGGGCUUCUCCACGCCAGGAUUCCUGUUUAAGAACAGCAUCAAGGUGAGUUGCCUUUGCCUGGAGGAAAACGUGGAAAAUGAUCCCUGUAAAUUUGCUCUGACGUCGAGGACCGGGGAUGUGGUGGAGACCUUCAUCCUGCAUUCCUCCAGCCCAAGUGUCCGGCAAACAUGGAUCCAUGAAAUCAACCAAAUUUUAGAAAACCAGCGCAAUUUCUUAAAUGCCUUGACAUCACCCAUCGAGUACCAGCGGAACCACAGCGGGGGCAGCGGCGGCAUGCUCCCCUCGGCGCCCGCGAGCCAGGCAGAGACAGACAAGAUGUCAGGUACGUCCGCUCCCAGCCCCUCACUGCCUCCCCCCAGCAGCGGCCUGGCCCCGGAGGCCGGCCCCGGCCAGCCCGGCAGGCCCCCCGCCAGCGCCAGCGGCGACUGCGAAGGUCCAGAGCGCGAAGCCGAGCCCAUCCCCAAGAUGAAGGUGAUGGAGAGCCCCAGGAAAUCGGCCGGCAGCGCCCCCGGGGCAGGCCAGGACGGAAAUGCCAAGGACACGCGGGGACACCUGGGCUCCCUGCCCCUGGGAAAGCCCAGGCCCGGGGCCAUCUCGCCUCUGAACUCGCCUCUCUCCACCGCGUUCCCUUCUCCCUUCGGCAAGGAGCCCUUCGCCCCCAGCAGCCCACUGCAGAAGGGGGGCUCCUUCUGGAGCUCCAUCCCUGCCUCCCCCGCCAGCCGGCCAGGCUCCUUCACCUUCCCGGGGGACAGUGACUCCCUCCAGCGACAGACGCACCGCCACGCGGCCCCCAGCAAGGACACGGACCGCAUGAGCACGUGCUCCUCGGCCAGCGAGCAGUCCGUGCAGUCCACACAGAGCAACGGGAGUGAAAGUAGCAGCAGUAGCAACAUCUCCACCAUGUUGGUGACACACGAUUACACGGCCGUGAAGGAGGAUGAGAUAAACGUCUAUCAAGGAGAGGUCGUUCAAAUUCUGGCCAGCAAUCAGCAGAACAUGUUUCUGGUGUUCCGAGCCGCCACUGACCAGUGCCCUGCCGCCGAGGGCUGGAUUCCGGGCUUCGUCCUGGGCCACACCAGUGCAGUCAUCCUGGAGAAUCCCGAUGGGACUCUCAAGAAGUCAACAUCUUGGCACACAGCACUCCGUUUAAGGAAAAAAUCUGAGAAAAAAGAUAAAGACGGCAAAAGGGAAGGCAAGUUAGAGAACGGUUAUCGGAAAUCACGGGAAGGACUCAGCAAUAAGGUAUCUGUGAAGCUUCUCAACCCCAACUACAUUUAUGACGUUCCCCCAGAAUUCGUCAUUCCGUUGAGCGAGGUCACGUGUGAGACAGGGGAGACCGUUGUUCUUAGAUGUCGAGUCUGCGGCCGCCCUAAGGCCUCAGUCACCUGGAAGGGCCCUGAGCACCACACCCUGAACAACGACGGUCACUACAGCAUCUCCUACAGUGACUUGGGAGAGGCCGCGCUGAAGAUUGUAGGCGUGACCACGGAAGACGACGGCAUGUACACGUGCAUCGCUGUGAAUGAUAUGGGUUCGGCCUCGUCUUCAGCCAGUCUGAGGGUUCUAGGUCCAGGGAGUGAUGGGAUCAUGGUGACCUGGAAGGACAACUUUGACUCCUUCUACAGUGAAGUGGCGGAGCUCGGCAGGGGCAGAUUCUCUGUCGUCAAGAAGUGUGAUCAGAAAGGAACCAAACGAGCAGUGGCCACUAAGUUUGUGAACAAGAAGUUGAUGAAGCGUGACCAGGUCACCCACGAGCUCGGAAUCCUGCAGAACCUCCAGCACCCCCUCCUUGUAGGCCUUCUGGACACCUUUGAGACCCCCACCAGUUACGUCUUGGUGUUAGAAAUGGCUGACCAGGGUCGCCUCCUGGACUGCGUCGUACGAUGGGGAAGCCUCACCGAAGGGAAGAUCCGAGCGCACCUGGGGGAGGUGCUGGAAGCUGUCCGAUACCUUCACAACUGCAGGAUCGCACACCUGGACCUAAAGCCUGAAAAUAUCCUGGUGGAUCAGAGCUUAGCCAAGCCAACGAUUAAACUGGCUGACUUCGGAGAUGCUGUCCAACUCAGCACGACCUACCACAUCCACCAGCUACUGGGGAACCCCGAGUUUGCAGCCCCCGAGAUCAUCCUCGGGAACCCCGUCUCCCUGACCUCAGACACGUGGAGUGUUGGAGUGCUCACAUAUGUCCUUCUCAGCGGUGUGUCCCCCUUCCUGGACGACAGCGUGGAAGAGACCUGCCUGAACAUUUGCCGACUAGACUUUAGCUUCCCGGAUGACUACUUUAAAGGAGUGAGCCAGAAGGCCAAGGAGUUCGUGUGCCUCCUCCUGCAGGAGGACCCGGCCAAGCGGCCCUCGGCUGCGGUGGCGCUGCAGGAGCAGUGGCUGCAGGCGGGCAGCGACGGCACCGGCAAAGGCACGGGCGUCCUCGACACGUCCAGACUGACCUCCUUCAUUGAGCGGCGCAAACACCAGAAUGAUGUUCGACCUAUUCGUAGCAUUAAAAACUUCUUACAGAGCAGGCUUCUGCCUAGAGUUUGACCUGUCCUGAAGUUCUCUCUCAUUCUCUUUCACCUGCCAAUCAGCUGUUCAUUUGAAUUGUGAAGAGACAAAAACAAAAACCGUCACUGAUCAGCUGCCGGUCUGUUCAUCGUGUGAACUUGCAUUCCAAGUGAGCUGCGCUCAGCGGGCUUGGCCUGGGCUCUGAGCUUUGCGGGGGUGGAGGCCUGCAGUUCACUCUGCCAGAGGCAGAGGGCGCGUUGCUGGACCACAGUGUUUUAUUCAGGUUUCUGCAAAAAAAAAAAAAAAAAAAAAAGAUAACUUUUUUAAACGAACAUGAAUAGAAUUUUGCAAAUUUAACGUUUUCAAGAUUUAUCCAAGGAAACACAAUGCCUAUGUUCAGCCACUGGUGUUAACGAACAAAACCAAGAUACUGUACAUCUCUGGGGAAGACUCACCCAGGUGGCCUCAUCUCGUGCCCGGGGCCCACCUGGCUCAGAGCUUUCCCAGCAGCCUCGUCUGUGUGCAUCUUACCAGACACAGACCUGGCUUCUGAAACGUGCAUUCAACCUCAAACUUUUGCAUAAAAUAGAAUGAAUCGUUUUGCUCUGAUGAAAUGUAGGCCUUACUUGUAUAUAAGACUGUUCCUGCCUUCGGUCUGUCAUUUCUCCUAGACCUCCCUUCUCCCUUCCACUCCCAACCCACUGCCUGGGGCUUCCUCAGGGGGAGUCCAAGGGUCUGUCCCCUCAGAUGAAGCCAUCGGGCUGGGUCCGCCUCCUGCCCAGUCCCUCCUUCCCCGCCCAUUCCCAUCCCCAAGCCCUCAAUCAGGUUGUGGAGCAGUAUACAGUCAGAUGAAAAUACUGUAAAUGCACUCAUCGGGGUUUUGGUUUUAUUUCCUAUCAUGUGCAAUGUUGUGGCUUUAACAUUUUAUGCAACUAUUUAUGAAGACCUCUGUUGUACCUGUAAUAAAUAUAUAGAGAAAGCA
Tupaia belangeri chinensis (Chinese tree shrew) is the source of this 10201-nucleotide messenger RNA. RefSeq names its product trio Rho guanine nucleotide exchange factor (gene TRIO). Lineage: Eukaryota; Metazoa; Chordata; Mammalia; Scandentia; Tupaiidae. Gene Ontology annotation, molecular function: guanyl-nucleotide exchange factor activity; protein binding; protein kinase activity. The record is from RefSeq and is a predicted model, not a curated record. The coding region runs from base 40 to 9258 and encodes 3072 amino acids. Gene Ontology annotation, cellular component: extrinsic component of membrane; cytoplasm. Gene Ontology annotation, biological process: protein phosphorylation; axon guidance. The transcript has 60 exons.